Protobothrops mucrosquamatus (brown spotted pit viper) is the source of this 2445-nucleotide messenger RNA. RefSeq names its product neuronal PAS domain protein 1 (gene NPAS1). The transcript is spliced from 12 exons. NCBI's taxonomy places the organism in Eukaryota, Metazoa, Chordata, Lepidosauria, Squamata, Viperidae. The record is from RefSeq and is a predicted model, not a curated record. Gene Ontology annotation, biological process: regulation of transcription by RNA polymerase II. Gene Ontology annotation, cellular component: nucleus; cytoplasm; transcription regulator complex. Gene Ontology annotation, molecular function: protein binding; RNA polymerase II transcription regulatory region sequence-specific DNA binding; DNA-binding transcription factor activity, RNA polymerase II-specific.
AUGGCCUCCCUCUACGGCAGCGAGGGGGUCAAGUGCUUCAGCGUGGAGUGGGACUUCCUGCAGGGCCUGCUGGUCAAGAACCAGCCGGUGCCCUGGCGGUUGUGCCAUAGAAAAAUCGGAGAUGUCAUCAGGAAAAUGCUCCGGAUUCCACUGUGGAUCAAAGAAUGCGCCCUGUUUGGCAUUCCGCACACGUCUUCUGGUCGGAGAAAUAUGAACGCGCUGCUGACGGAGCUCUUUGAAAAGCACUUAGGGGGCCACAUCCUGCAGUCCCUGGAUGGCUUCGUGUUUGCACUGAAUCAAGAGGGAAAAUUCCUUUACAUCUCCGAGACGGUGUCUAUUUACCUGGGCCUGUCACAGGUAGAGCUGACCGGCAGCAGCAUCUUUGACUACGUCCACCCGGGGGACCACCACGAAGUGGCCGAGCAGCUGGGGCUGAAGGCUCCCCUGGGCCCUGGUCACCCCGCCCACCCCAAAGCCUCUCUCCUGGACUCCUCCGCCUCCUCUGAGGGUCCUCAAUCAGAUCUUUCUAGUUCCCGCACAGCCGAAGGCGAUGGAGCCCCGGAGCGUUCCUUCUUCAUCCGUCUGAAGUCCACUUUGACCAAGAGAGGACUUCACAUCAAGACUUCGGGCUAUAAGGUGAUCCAUGUCACGGGCUGCCUCCGUUCCAGACGACCGUCCCAUCCCCACGGCCACUCAGUGCUGGGCCGGGUGCUGGGACUUGUAGCGCUGGCCCACACCCUGCCGCCCUCCACCCUCAGCGAAGUGCGCAUUGAGUGUCACAUGUUCGUUUUCCGGGUCAACAUGGACCUACAGAUCGUGUACUGUGAGAGCAGGAUCACCGACUACAUGGACUUCUGUCCCUCAGAACUCGUUGGGAAGAGUUGCUAUCGCUUCAUUCAUGGAGAAGACGUGGAGGGGAUCCAGCAAAGCCACCUGGACUUGUUAAACAAGGGGCAGGUGGUCACCCGCUAUUACCGCUGGCUGCAGAAGAGCGGGGGCUUCGUCUGGGUCCAGUCCUGCGCCACCAUCUCGAUCAACGUCAAGAAUCCCUCCGAGAGGAACAUGGUGUGGGUGAACUACAUCCUCAGCAAGCCGGAAUGUAAGAACAUUGCCCUGGAUGUGUUCCAGGUUCCUGGCAUCCCCGCCAGACAGGCAGAAGCGCCCAGCGCGGGAACAGAUUACAAAGGUAAAUGCCCUGGAACGGCCUGCGAGAAGGGGGCCAUCUUUUGACGGUGCCCUGCUGCCAGCAAGCCAGCGGGGACCCUGGCCCAGUCCUACCCCAGGAGCGUGGCCGAAAUGGGUCGGCACUGCCACCUGGUGGAGAGCAAGUCCAGGGGUCCUGAAACCAAAUACCCGGAGGAGGAAGAGGAGGAGGAGGCAUUGGAGGAAGAGGCUGGGAGUGACACAGAGACUCCCCCGAGGAAGCGGAUCAAACUGGAGUUCCCGCCGGAGAGCCCCCCGCCCAAGGGGAAGGGGGAGACCUUGCUGGCUAGCUCCGAGGACUCCGACAGCAGCAGCGAUUCGGACAGCAGCGAUUCGGAGCCUGAGAUGGUCCCCCAACAGACGGGGCCCCUGGCCAGGAAGGUGAAUGGCUGCAAGACCGGCGGACGGAAGACCAUGGUUCCCGGCCGUCCCUGCAUGUCGGAGUUCACCUCGGUCAUCCAGACCCAAAAGGGCGCCUCGCUCAGAGCCAGCCCGGCCCUUAGCAUCAAAUCGGAGCAAGGAUCCCGGGCCAAAGGGGGCCUCUGGACCUGUCCUGGGGGGAAGGGCAGCUCUUUCCCCACAAACAAAGCCGUUCGGCUGGAGAAGCCCCUAGUGAGACAGGCACCCUCACAUUUGUACGUCUCCAUCCCCGACUCCGUGCUCACCCCUCCAGAGAUGGACAGCGGUCCGGUCAAAGGGCCCUUCAGCGCCUCACCCCGGGCGGCUCCGUCCUCCUCAGGGGACACGCUCUCGCCUCCGCUCUCGGGCUCCCCCUGUGAGGACCGGGGCACCGCCACGCCCUUCACCCCACUGAUCUACCCAACGGAGAUGGAAGUUCUCCAGAGGUUCCACACGAGCAACGUGGUCGUCCCCUUGAUGCAUCAGCUCGGCAAUCCGCAUGCCAGCUCCUCGGCGGGCUCCCCGGGACUCUACGCCACGAGCACCAUCCGCUACGCCCCUGCAGACAUGACCCUGGCCAUGCCGAGCAACAUGCUGCCCCCUUCCCACCACCCCCUCAGCCUCAUGGACAUCGGCAGUGCCGAGGCCAAGACCUCGCGGGAGAUCAUGUACCACCACCUGCAGCGACUUAACAUGGUGGCCCCCUUUGGGAACUCGGCUAGUUUAGCCCAGAUUUCGGGAGGGGCCUUUGCUGCCGCUGACUCUUUGUUUUCCACCCUGCCCUUCUCCAUGGCCAGUGGUGGGAUCCACAGUGGGCCAGCUCUGGAACGCAAGGAGGAUUAA